Molecule: messenger RNA, 756 nt
Organism: Cucumis melo (muskmelon)
Lineage: Eukaryota; Viridiplantae; Streptophyta; Magnoliopsida; Cucurbitales; Cucurbitaceae
Product: ATP synthase subunit alpha, mitochondrial-like
Exons: 1
Coding region: 1-756 (251 amino acids)
Biological process (GO): proton motive force-driven ATP synthesis; proton transmembrane transport
Molecular function (GO): proton-transporting ATP synthase activity, rotational mechanism; ADP binding; ATP binding
Source: RefSeq, a predicted model, not a curated record
AUGGAAUUAUCUCCCGGAGCAGCAGAACUAACAACUUUCUUAGAAGGUAGAAUCACGAACUUCAAAAUGUCUUUGAAAGUGGAUGAGAUGGGUCGAGUCCUAUCUGUAGGAGAUGGAAUUGCCCGAGUUUAUGGAUUGAAGGAGAUUCAAGUUGGGGAAAUGGUGGAAUUUGCCAGUGGUGUCAAAGGAAUAGCCUUAAAUCUUGAGAAUGAUAAUGUAGGGAUUGUUGUCUUUGGUAGUGAUACCGUUAUUAAGGAAGGAGAUCUUGUCAAGUGCACUGGAUCGAUUGUGGAUGUUCCAGUAGGAAAGGCUAUGUUCGGGCGUGUGGUCGACACCUUGGGAGCACCCAUUGAUGGAAGAGAGGCUCUCAGUGAUCACGAGCGAAGACAUGUCGAAGUGAAAGCCCCUGGGAUUAUUGAACGUAAAUCAGUGCACGAGCCUAUGCAAACAGGGUUAAAAGCGGUGGAUAGCCUGGUUUCUAUAGGCCGAGGCCAACAAGAACUGAUAAUUGGGGACCGACAAAUUGGAAAAACUGCUAUAGUUAUCGAUACCAUAUUAAACCAAAAGCAAAUGAACUCCACUCAAUUCAAAUGCUUUGCUUUGAACCUCUAUUUUUUUCUUGUUUGGAUUCUGCCUCCUAUUAUCAUUUUUUUUUUCUAUCGGAGCAGAAGGCAGAGAACAAAUCAGAGGAGGGUGGGCGGUUCUCAUACCCCUCUUUUUCAUACUUUUGAGUAUGAUCCUAUUUUUGAAUAUUAG